Aethina tumida (small hive beetle) is the source of this 1943-nucleotide messenger RNA. RefSeq names its product catalase-like. Gene Ontology annotation, molecular function: catalase activity; heme binding. The record is from RefSeq and is a predicted model, not a curated record. The transcript is spliced from 5 exons. Gene Ontology annotation, biological process: hydrogen peroxide catabolic process; response to hydrogen peroxide. NCBI's taxonomy places the organism in Eukaryota, Metazoa, Arthropoda, Insecta, Coleoptera, Nitidulidae. Bases 371 to 1888 code for a protein of 505 amino acids. Gene Ontology annotation, cellular component: mitochondrion; cytoplasm; peroxisome.
GGUCAAAAAUGUAUAAUAAGGUCACUUAUCAAUUUAUUUGUUUAAAAUUAUGAAUCAAAAACACCACAGUUAGAAAAAAAAAGAAAAUCCACGUGUAUCCGUACCAUAAAACAAUAAACUGUCUUAAUCUGACCGCAACUUCCUCUCCAAAUCAAAGCAAAACAAUGCAAUAAGACGUGUGAAUUCAAACAUGAUAACCACUACAUCAGACUCUUCACUUGUUUCCGGAAAUUACUUAAGUAAACAAGAGUAACAUGGACAGCAAUGCGACCGCAACAUCCCGAUUUCAGUUUAUAAAACCUUUAGCUUGGGCCGCCAACAAUGUUUUUCCAAUUCGUUUAAGUGAAGUGAAGUGCUGCUGCGUUAGAAAAUGUCGAAGAACCAGGCGACACCGGCCAGCCGGCAACUGGAGCUGUGGUACGACAAAUACCAGGAGACACAAAAGGAUGAACAUUCGACGAACGACUCGGGCAUCGCCCUCCCCUACAAGGACUCCAGCAUCACGGUGGGCAAAUACGGCCCGAUCGUGCUCACCGAUUGGGACAUGAUAGAACAGCUCGCCCACUUCGCGAGGGAGCGCAUCCCCGAACGUGUGGUCCACGCGAAGGGUGCCGGAGCGUUCGGCUACUUCGAAGUCACCGACGACAUCACCGAUCUGACCGUGUCGAAAGUGUUCGACAGGGUGGGGAAACGCACCCCGAUUGCGGUCAGGUUUUCGCAGGUGGCGGGCAAUCUCGGCUCCGCCGACACCGUCAGGGAUCCCAGAGGUUUCGCCAUAAAAUUCUACACGGAAGAAGGAAUAUGGGACUUAGUAGGAAACAACACCCCCGUAUUUUUCAUGCGGGACCCCAUUUUGUUCCCAAUGUUCAUCCACAGCCAAAAACGCAACCCCGUCACCAACACCAGGGACUGGAACAUGUUCUGGGACUACUUAAGCUUGAGACCUGAGUCUUUGCACCAAGUCCUGAUAUUGUUCUCGGACAGAGGAAUCCCAGAUGGUCACAGACACCAGAACGGUUAUGGCUCUCAUACUUUUUCACUCAUUGGACCAAACAGAAAGUUGACUUGGGUGAAAUUCAUUUACAAAACUGAUCAGGGAAUAAAGAAUUUGGAACCGGAACAGGCCAAUGCCUUGGCUGGUACCCAACCAGAUUAUGCCCUUGAGGAUCUGUACAACGCCAUCGCCAGCGGAAACUACCCCUCGUGGACGUUCUACAUCCAAACCAUGACCCCGGAACAGGUCAAACAGGUGAACUUCAACCCGUUCGACAUCACCAAAGUGUGGCCCAAGAAGCAAUUUCCGCUUAAGAAGGUCGGGCGGUUUGUUUUGAAUCGCAAUCCGGCGAAUUACUUCGCCGAAGUUGAACAACUCGCCUUCCAACCCAGCAAUUUGACUCCAGGAAUCGGCGCAUCACCGGACAGACUCUUGCAAGGCCGGAUGUUCUCCUACCCGGACGCCCACCGCUACCGCCUCGGCGUCAACUACAACGAGAUCCCGGUCAACUGCCCGUUCCGCGUGCGCAACUUUCAACGCGACGGCAAAAUGGUGAUCAACAAUCAAGGCGGCGCCCCCAACUACCACCCGAACAGCUUCGGCGGUCCGGAGGUGGAGCCGGGCGCCCAGAACGGCACCAACCCGCCGGCCAACGUGUGCGGCGACGAGACCUACUUCGACUUGGUGGACGACGACAACUACAGCCAGCCCAAGUGCAUGUACGAGAACGUCCUGGACGCUGGCGCGAGGUCGAGGCUGGCCGAGAACAUCGCCGGCACUUUGGUCAACGUCACCGUCCAGGGUAUCAUCGAUCGGGUCAUCGAUCAGUUCACCAAAGUGCACCCGGAGUUGGGGCAGAACAUACAGAAGGCGUUGGAAAAAGUACAAGUUUAACGGGCCGAUGUAACAAUUAAACUAAAUUCGUCAUAAAUAAAGUAUGUUUCAAUCA